Molecule: messenger RNA, 3249 nt
Organism: Schistosoma spindalis
Lineage: Eukaryota; Metazoa; Platyhelminthes; Trematoda; Strigeidida; Schistosomatidae
Source: the annotation of a GenBank genome assembly
AUGUUGCCAACUAAAGAAACUCAUGAGAACGACCGACGAAUCUCUGAGUAUUGUUCAACAUUUUCUGAAGCAUUAACAAAUAUGGAUCAGAAUGAAAAGUCCUUGACAAUCAUUUUGUUGUUCUGUAUCAAGUUCUUCAAUAAAUAUGCAUCAUCAAGUAAACUCUCUCAAUCAAGUCAAAGAACUUUGACAUCAUUUUUUUCUCGAACAUCUACAACACCAACUCAAGGGGAACUAAAGCGGAAACUUAGUUCGUCAGAAUGUGAGGAAGGAGAUUCUGAUCCACCUUCUAAACUUCUGUUCAGUGAUGAAAAUAAAUCGCCUACUACUGGGACAAUAUCAUCGCCAACUAAAAAUACACCAAAUAUGAAACCUUUAUCACCAAUGAAUAAUCAUUCAUUCAGUUUAAUUGGUAAUACAAAACAUUUAUUCAAAUCUACAGAGUUAGAUAAAACAGCUGUAAAUAAAAUGUUAGCUGAAUGUCGACGAAGAUUAACUAAUCGAUCCAAUAAAAAUGUAUUAAAUUUAAUUCAAGGUAUAUCAAAUGAAUGGUUCGCUAUAUUAUUAGAACAAAUUGAACAUGAUAAAUUUCAACAGUUAGCUGAUUUUAUUGCUAAAGAACAAAAUAGUGGAGUAACAAUUUAUCCACCUAUUGAACAAAUUUUCUCAUGGACUAAAUUAUGCUUACCAACAGAUAUACAUGUUGUAAUCCUAGGACAAGAUCCAUAUCAUGGACCAAGACAAGCACAUGGUUUAGCAUUCUCUGUAUGUCGACCAGUACCAGCACCACCAAGCCUUAUCAACAUGUACAAAGAAAUUAGUUCAAGUAUGAAUUUGACAAAUUCUAAUGGUAACUGGCCACCAAAACAUGGUGAUUUAACUGGAUGGGCUAAACAAGGUGUAUUACUGUUGAAUGCUGUACUGACUGUUCGCUCUUCACAACCUAAUUCUCACAAAGAUAAAGGAUGGGAAUUUCUAACAGAUGCUGCUAUUCGUUAUUUAAAUAAAAAUCGAAAUGUAAGAUCAUGUAUAUUAACUACUUUUUUUGAAAUAUUUGUACACUGUAGGAUUGAAUUAUUGCCCAAAAGUAAACAAUUGUUCACUACUCGUUGAUUUUCUACUACUGAUGUCCACAGAUAUAAGUAGUAUGUAUCAUUAAACGAAAGUAAAAUGCCUGGUGACAGAAGGUUAAGAUCGAAGGAAAGAGAACGAGAGCAGAGAAUGAUUGGUGUGAAAACGAACAAACAAUCAAGUCUGAGACAAUUUUUUGACAUUUUGCCAAGGAUUCUCAGAUUUUACAAAGAUAUUCUGUAAUUUUGUGUUCAAAUUAUUAUUUUUAUUUUAUUUAAACGCAUAAAUAUUGGUACAGAGGGGCACCAAAUAUAUAUGCGCCACACAAAACAAUGAGAAUUUAAAGAGAAGGGAAGAAGAAAGGUAAGGAACGUAGGGAAUAUCUAUAUUAAAAAAAGGACAAAAAUGGGGGAAACGAAAAGUCACAAUCGGGAGAAAUCUUUCAGUUAAGGAAGAAGCAACCACUUUUUAUGAAGAAUGUAAAAGAAGGUUACAACAGGAUCGCCACUUGCUUCUAUUCUAAGCCAUAUCUGAUAACGUCUCUAGCCACUGUGUUACACCGUCUCUCGGACCCCAGCCACGGAGUCGUGAAGGACCAACAGAAGCUAGCCCUUUGCAGCUUUCUUUCAUACCACGACACCAUGUCAUAUACUGACCAUCUCUCCGCUUUUUCCAACCAGUCCCAGAGUCGGCAAAUAAUGCACGACGAGGAAUUCUCUGGGACGACAUUCUUAGAACAUGUCCAAGCCACCGAAGUCGGUGUUUCAUGAUGGUGACACCAAUGGAAUUAUCGUCUCUGUGUCCGAACACACGAUGCCGAACCUCUGCAUUGCUAACAUGGUGUUGCCACUGAAUGUCAGCAAUCCUUCGGAGACAACGAUGAUCGAACACAGAGAGUCGUCUAACAUCCUCAGCUCGGAGAGGCCAGGUUUGACAAGCAUAGAGCAGAACUGCUCUCACCGUUGCGUUGUAGAUCCGACCUUUUACAGCCAGACUAACAUCACGAAGGCGCCAAAGAUGGCCCAGAUUGGCAUAAGCUGCUCUGGCUUUCACUAUACGUGCAUUGAUCUCAUCACUCACGCCACCACCAGCACUUAUGCAGAUACCUAGAUACACGAACUUAUCGACUACUGAUAAUGAUAAUGAAAAUUAUGAUAUUCACUGAAAACUAUUGUGUUCAAAUACAUUUGGUUGUCCCCGCCUAUGUUCUCGUUCACUAUAUUUGGUGUUGCUGCCAGGACAGUCCACUCGACGUCACUUUUCCGUACCAGACUGUCUCAACUAGCAUCUCAUCUCAAGGCCCCACAACGGCGUCCAUAGAACAACACCCUCUCCACCUACUGGUUGGCAGCGACACCAAAUGUAGUGAACGAGAACACAGGUGGGGACAACCAACUAAUUAUACAAGUAAGAAGAGGUAAAAUUCAUCAAAUUAAAAUGAUUUAUUCACAUACUUCUAUGACUAUUUCCAUACUAUUUAAACAACAUAAUAAUUUGUUUUUAAUUUUCUAUUCUUAUGAUAAUGUUAUUUAUAGAAUUUAGUUUUUAUGCUUUGGGGUGCAAGUGCUCAAAAACAAGGCCAGUCAGUUGAUCGUAAACGUCAUUUAGUGCUUAAUGCACCGCAUCCAUCACCUUUAUCAGCUAGUCGUGGAUUUUUUGGUUGUGGACAUUUUGAAAAAGCAAAUGAAUAUUUAAAACAACAUGGCAUUAAACCAAUUGAUUGGACUAAAUUAGAUUAAUUAUUUUUUCUUUCUAGAACUAUUGUUCUUUUUUUUUCUAAUCACCCUUUAUCAUUUUAACAUAAUUCAUCCAUUUAUUCAUUGCAUUUUAUUAUUAUUGAAAGAUUUUUAUAUUGUGGCAUUUACAUUUUCUAGGUAUCUCAUAAAUAAAUUAUUUUUUCAAUUGUUUCUAGUUAUUACAUUAAUGUUUGUGUAAAGCGACUAGUCAUUUUUAUGAUGUUAGUUUGAGGGGGGGGGCGGUUUGUAGAUACUGUUGAAUUUCAUAGUUUAUCCUAUGAAUUAGUUAAAGAACUAUUAAAAUUCCGAAAGAAACAGACAGUUGUUUCAUCCUAGUAUAGGGCUUUGUAGCAGUACAUACCCAUGACCUAGUUACCGGAGAUCACACCUAGGUCCUUUAAGUCUGAAGACAGGCACUUAACUUGAUAUAAGUACUCCAACU